This is a messenger RNA of Aplysia californica (California sea hare), 1256 nucleotides long. Its product is annotated as checkpoint protein HUS1. The transcript is spliced from 8 exons. Gene Ontology annotation, cellular component: nucleolus; site of double-strand break; checkpoint clamp complex. Lineage: Eukaryota; Metazoa; Mollusca; Gastropoda; Aplysiida; Aplysiidae. The record is from RefSeq and is a predicted model, not a curated record. Gene Ontology annotation, biological process: nucleotide-excision repair; mitotic DNA replication checkpoint signaling; telomere maintenance. The coding region runs from base 158 to 1030 and encodes 290 amino acids.
UCUAACAACAGAGAGGCUGAGAGACGGAGAGGGAACUUUCGAUUUUCGAUCUCCUUUAUUCCUCAUUAUUUCUUUCAUUUAAAUAAUAAAAUAAUAUCGAAGUGUAGAAACCCCCGCUCUUUGAUAUGCUAAAAAUCAGAACGAAAUACUUGGCAUCAUGAAGUUUCGAGGGAAAAUUACUGACAUAGGUUACAUCCAGCAUUUCACAAACGUUGUUGGAACAAUUGCGAAGCUGGUCAAGUCUUGUAUAUUGAGGAUAACAGAAGAUAAAGUUUUCUUUAUUCUCUCCGAGCGAGUUGGAGACACUGGUGCGCAGGUGUGGUGUGAAUUAUCACAGAGCCAUUUUUUUAAUGAGUAUGCGAUGGAAGGAGUAUCAGAAGAAGCGAAUGAAAUCUACCUGGAAGUUUCUCCUGAUCUGCUUCUUCGCUCUCUCAGGACGGCCAAUACGGCAAAGUGGCUGAAGAUAAAACUCACAAAGAAACACACGCCUUGCCUUACAUUUGAAAUAGAUUUGCCGAGUGGUACGUUACAUCAAAGGUUGGUAGUUCACGAUGUCCCAGUGACAGUGGUUGCUAGGAAGCACUGGCCAGAUUUUGCAGAACCAGUGAUGCCCAAAUUUGAUGUGAGCAUCGCCCUGCCCCAAUUACGCUUACUCAAAAGUGUUGUAGACAAGAUGAAAAACCUCAGCAACUAUGUGGCCUUGUCAGCAAAUUGCAAUGGUGAGAUGAAGCUGUCAGUGGAGACAGAUAUGGUAGCCGUCAACACUCACUUUCAGGGGCUUCACAAUCCAUCCUGGUGUCGAGACGGAGGGGAUGGAGGCCUGUCGUCUCAGUCGGGGGAUCUGGAUCGAGACCCUCAGGAAUUUGCCACGUCUCGUGUCCACAUUCGGCGCUUCGCACAGUUCCUCAACAGCCAGCAGGUCAACCCGGACAAAGUGGUGUGCAAUAUUGUCCACCAUCGCAUGGCUCACUUCUUCCUGAUGCAUGACGACGUGACGUUACAGUAUUUUCUGCCUGUGGUGUCAAGAUGAUGAUUCUUGAUUGUUCACCAUUCCUACCAUCGCAAUGUUCUGGUAUAUGCUCUAAAUGUGUGUUUGUGGAAAAACUGAGUCAACUCUUUUUGUUUUUUGUUGUAAAACCUGCCUUAGGUAUCGACAUCGAUCUGAGAGUGUGGUUGGUUGAUAGGUGCUCUGAUGUGGUUUGCUCCUUCUUUCCAAUGAAACAUUUAUUGUCCUCUUCUCUUCUCCUCCUUUUCUU